Messenger RNA from Magallana angulata, 3307 nucleotides. Its product is annotated as E3 ubiquitin-protein ligase TRIM36-like. Gene Ontology annotation, molecular function: ubiquitin-protein transferase activity; zinc ion binding. Lineage: Eukaryota; Metazoa; Mollusca; Bivalvia; Ostreida; Ostreidae. Gene Ontology annotation, biological process: positive regulation of DNA-templated transcription. The coding region runs from base 135 to 1730 and encodes 531 amino acids. Gene Ontology annotation, cellular component: nucleoplasm; chromatin. The transcript has 2 exons. The record is from RefSeq and is a predicted model, not a curated record.
CGGGUGGUGCGAUUAGUGUGUCACGACCAUUGAUAAACCGAAAGUUGAUUUUUUCCGUAUUUUUGUAAGAAACGGAUUCCUGUUUACUUUGGAAUUGAUGUGCGUUAUUUGUGUAAGGGUGCACAAAGGCUUUCAUGAUGGCAUUUAGAGACGAAGCCCAGCAUUUUGUGGAAUGUGAUCUUUGUCAGCAACCAGUCUCGUUUUUCUGCAGACAAUGCGGGGUCAAUCUCUGUGAUCCCUGUGUCCCCAUACAUCUACGCGUAAAAUCUAAAAACGGCCACGACAUUGUAGAUUACACUAGUAAAGAUAAUGACGACACAUGCCACUGUGAUUCCCAUCCCCAAAACGAUUGUUCCGCGUACUGUAAAACUUGUGAUGCUCCGAUAUGCAUGCUCUGCGUUUCUAUGAAACACAAAUCACACAAAAUAUCCGAGCUGUCCGAUAAAAUUGAAGAUCUUUUAAAAGUUAUCGCGAAGGAAAAUGAUCGACUUCAGUCAUCCAAACAUGAAUUAGAAAGGAUUCUUGACCAUACGAUGAAGAUGCUGUCCUCGAUAUCCUCGAUUUACAAACAGAGGAAAGAUGAAGUUACAGCGCGAGGAGAAGAGUGGCACAAACAGAUCGAGGAGACCGUGAAGAAACUUCACCAGGAACUGGAUGACAUGCAAAGGGAACACGAGGCUGUACUACAGAAACAAAAGAAAGAGUUUGAAGAAAUGAUUGAUAAAGUGAAUAGAGUGAACAGUAAAACAAGAAAAUUACAAAAAUCAAAAAAUUUCAAAGAAAUGCAGACUUUUAUACCAAUGAUUCAGAAAUACAAGAAUUUAAGUGAGGUUUCGCAGUAUUCGUUUCCGAAAUCCUUUGAACGUAAAAUAGAUGAAUAUUUGGAAAUCAAAUUAAAGAAAAAGGAAUCAUCGGAUAGAAAAAUACUAGAUGUACCGACAGUUACGUCUGUUAUAGACACUGGGUUCCCUGCUGAUGAAGAGACGAAAAAUCGUCUGUAUGACAUGGCCGUUACUGACGACAACAAAGUGUGGAUGGGAGGAGAGAGCAGAGAACUGAAGUUGUUUGAUCUCCAGGGACACCUCCACCGCACCGUCAGCAUUACUUACAGAGGCAUCUACUUAUGUAUGUUCAACAAACCAGUGGUGUACAGUGAACCAUUAAAUAAAGCCGUAAGAAUGAUAUCUAACACCGACACUGUGGUGACAAUGUUCACUACCAGGGACUGGAUACCAUUGGGUGUCACAAGCGCGGCGUCCGGUGAUCUACUGGUCUGUCUGGUUAAAGACGAUCAGAACAAAGUCGUCCGAUACAGCAGUACCGGUACCGUGCUCCAGGAAAUCCAGUACGACUCGCAGUGUCAACCUCUGUACAAAGACGCGACUUACAUUACUGAGAAUGUCAACGGUGACAUCAUUGUAACUGACUGGGUGAAAAAAGCAGUCAUUGCUGUCGAUAGAUUAGGCAUAUUCCGGUACACGUACUCGGAAAAGGACAGUAAUUUUAAACCUUCCUCAGUUGCCACUGAUUUUGUUGGACACGUAAUCGUCACUGAGUUUUCACGAAACAAGAUUCACCUGCUGGACAGAGACGGACGAUUUCUGAGGUACAUCAUUCCUAAAGGAGGAAUAAAAAAUCCACGCGGCGUGUGUAUCCUUGGUGACGGUGAAAUGAUGGUGGGAGAGUGUGUGACCGGAAUCGCCAAAAGAAUCAAAUACCUAGAAGAAUGAAGACACAAGUUUUUAUUUAUCAAUCUGUUAUGAUAGUGAGGGUAUUGGAUAUUUAUAUUAAAAUUAAAAGGGUACAGUGAAAGAAAAUGACAAUGAAUAUUAAACCAUGAUCAGCUGACUGUAAAAUGUAAAAAUGUACACACUGUCUGUAUUCGGUAAAUCUUUUAAAUUUUUAAUUUUAUCGUCAAAUUUUCCUUCUGUUUGUAUGCACGUUUUUUUUGUUUUAACCAUCUGUUUGUCAUUGAUUGUCUAGGCCAUGCCAAGUUUUUUCUAUGUUUAGCGUCCGCGGACGGAAUGGUUUUAAGAUGUAAAAAUUAAAAAAAACCCACAAUUUUUGUUCAUAAAAUUAGAUCGCUUUUUCAUAUGUCGGGCUCAUGAUCGCAUUUUUAAAUCCAGAUCAGAAAUCAAAUAUAACAACAUUCAAAAUGGCAAUCAUAUAGUAGGUAUUUGUUAUUUUUGUUACAAAGUGAAGAAAAUACUUCAAAAUAUAUUACAAAUUUUAUUUUGUUGAACUUUUAAAGUUGUGUUUUUUUUUCUAAAUUUUGUGGUUUUUUUCCUGAUAGAAAGAUAGGUUUUUGAGUUUUGAGUGGACGCUAAACAAAGAAAAAAACUUGCAAUGGCCCUAUUUUAUUUUCUGAAAACUAUAUAGUUCUACUGCUGUUCUUUUUUCUUUUCUACAAUAGAGUUACAAGUUUUGUUUUCAUAUAUGUACAGAUGUAGACUGUAAAUAGCGGGAAUAAAAAAAAGUAGAUAAAUUUGUAUACAGAUUCUUUUGAAUACAUGUAAUCUUCCAUUAUAAUUUCGUUUGAUAUUUUAAAUGCAAAAAUUAUUUUUUACGUAAUUUCAUUCAUAGAAAAAAUUAUAUGGUCUGAUGCUCACUGACAUCGGUUAUGGUUUUGGCACACAUCGAUGAUAUUGAUCGGACAAUCAAUUAUUUAAGAUGACAUGUACAUGUAUUUGAUUUGAUGGACUAUACAAGAAUGGUUUGGUGCCUUCGGUACACAUAUAGUUCAUUUUUUAAAAGGAGAAGAAAGCCAGAAAUAUAUAUAAAAACUGGGAGGGGGGUACUAAACGGUAUAAAAAGACGGGAGGUUGCUACUGCACUCAUUUCUAUAUGAUUUACCAGUUAGGAACAAACUCUCAAUAUGUAUAUAAUACAAUUGGUUGAGUAUUUAAUUGUAUUCUACUGUUAGACUGUGUCUAUUUUGGUACAAUUUAUUUGUUUCUAAAGUUUGGAAAAACAGCUAGUAAAACUUUAUUUCAACAAUAUGGGGGUAUAUACAUGUUCAAAAGACUGCUAUGCAAAACCAGCUGGUCAGUUUUUAUAAACUGUGUUUCUUGUUUAUAAAAAAUAAAACUCCUUUACAUAUGUAAAAAAUACUAUAUAAACAGUAUAAUUUUUGAGAAAUUUCCCAUGCAAUUUUGAGAUUUUUGGGGAGGAUUGUGCGAAUCUUUUAAAAAAAUAUUUUCUGUAGAUAACUAACUAUUAUAACCCAUUUUGAUUUCAUGAUUAUCAUUUUGAUUAUAUCCUAACAUGGUGUUUUUUGGUUCAUUAUUUAAUAAAUCAUGUGACCAUU